AUCGUGGCCCGAGGGCCAAGUUCAGGGUUUUUUCAGAACCCGAGGUUCGUCUUCUUGUCAUAUUUCCCAAGAAGGACCACUGGGAGCCCUGGAUGAGAGACGGACUUUUUUUAGGAGAAACGCGGAUGCAGACCAUCGAAGAGACCUCGCUCUGUAGCUGCGAUUUUCGCGCGCUUUGGCGCAGGUGGUUGUGGGUAGCGCGCCCAGGAGGGAGAAAGGACUGGGGGGCUUGUGAUUGCGCCGCCCGCAGGGCCUAGAGGAUGUUCGAGGACGACCCCCACGACGAGGGGGCGGCGGUGGUCGCCGCAGCCGGGGAGGCGCUGCAGGCCUUGUGCCAGGAGCUGAACCUGGACGAGGGGAGCGCGGCCGAAGCCCUGGACGACUUCACCGCCAUCAGGGGCAACUACAGCCUAGAGGGAGAAGUUAUACACUGGUUGGCAUGUUCAUUGUAUGUCGCGUGCCGCAAAAGCAUUAUUCCCACAGUUGGAAAGGGUAUCAUGGAAGGAAAUUGCGUUUCACUUACCAGAAUACUACGUUCAGCUAAAUUAAGUUUAAUACAGUUUUUUAGUAAAAUGAAGAAGUGGAUGGACAUGUCAAACCUGCCACAAGAAUUUCGUGAACGUAUAGAAAGACUAGAAAGAAAUUUUGAGGUGUCUACUAUAAUUUUCAAAAAAUUUGAGCCAAUUUUUUUAGAUAUAUUUCAAAAUCCACAUGAAGAAACACCAAAGUUACCACGAAGCAGGAAGCAGAGGAGGACUCCUUGCACUGUUAAGGAUCUCUUUAAUUUCUGUUGGACACUCUUUGUUUAUACUAAGGGUAAUUUUCGUAUGAUUGGAGAUGAUUUAGUAAACUCUUAUCAUUUACUUCUGUGCUGCUUGGAUCUGAUUUUUGCCAAUGCUAUUAUAUGCCCAAAUAGACGAGACUUGCUAAAUCCGUUAUUUAAAGGUUUGCCAUCUGAUUUUCACACUGCUGACUUCAGGGCUCCUGAAGAGCCUCCCUGCAUCAUUGCUGUCCUGUGUGAACUGCAUGAUGGACUUCUAGUAGAAGCAAAAGGAAUAAAGGAGCACUACUUUAAGCCAUAUAUUUCAAAACUCUUUGACAGGAAGAUUUUAAAAGGAGAAUGCCUCCUGGACCUUUCCUGUUUUACUGAUAAUAGCAAAGCAGUGAACAAGGAGUAUGAAGAAUAUGUUUUAACUGUUGGUGAUUUUGACGAGAGGAUCUUUUUGGGAGCAGAUGCAGAAGAGGAAAUUGGAACUCCCCGAAAGUUCACUGGUGACACCCCACUAGGGAAACUGACAGCACAGGCUACUGUGGAGUGUAACCUUCAGCAGCACUUCGAAAAAAAAUCAUUUGCACCCUCUACCCCACUGACAGGACGGCGGUAUCUACGAGAAAAAGAAGCACUCAUUACACCUGUUGCGUCAGCCACUCAGAGUGUGAGCCGGUUACAGAGUAUUGUGACUGGGCUGAAAAAUGCACCAAGUGAACAGCUUGUAAAUAUUUUCGAAUCUUGUAUGCGUAAUCCUAUGGAAAAUAUUAUGAAAAUAGUGAAAGAAAUAGGAGAGACUUUCUGUCAACACUACACUCAAUCAACAGAUGAGCAACCAGGAUCUCACAUAGACUUUGCUGUAAAUAGACUAAAGCUUGCAGAAAUUUUGUAUUAUAAAAUAUUAGAGACUGUAAUGGUUCAGGAAACACGAAGACUUCAAGGAAUGGACAUGUCAGUUCUUUUAGAACAAGAUAUAUUUCAUCGUUCCUUGAUGGCUUGUUGUUUGGAAAUUGUGCUCUUUGCCUAUAGUUCACCUCGUACUUUUCCUUGGAUUAUUGAAGUUCUCAAUUUGCAGCCAUUUUAUUUUUAUAAGGUUAUUGAGGUGGUGAUCCGCUCAGAGGAGGGACUUUCCAGGGACAUGGUGAAACACCUGAACAGCAUUGAAGAACAGAUCCUGGAGAGUUUAGCAUGGAAUCACAAUUCUGCACUGUGGGAGGCUCUCCAGGCUUCUGCAAACAAAGUUCCUACUUGUGAAGAAGUUAUAUUUCCAAAUAACUUUGAAACAGGAAAUGGGGGAAAUAUACAGGGACAUCUUCCCAUGAUGCCAAUGUCUCCGCUAAUGCAUCCAAGGGUAAAAGAAGUUCGGACAGACAGCGGAGGUCUUCGAAGGGAUAUGCAGCCAUUGUCUCCAAUUUCUGUUCAUGAACGCUACAGUUCUCCUACUGCAGGAAGUGCUAAGAGAAGACUUUUUGGGGACGACCCCCCAAAGGAAGUGCUUAUGGACAGGAUUAUAACAGAAGGGAAAAAAUUGAAAAUUGCUCCUUCUUCAAGCAUUACAGCUGAAAACAUAUCAAUUUCACCUGGACAAAGUCUUUUAACAAUGGCCACAGCCAUAGUAACGGGGACAACAGGACAUAAAGUUACGAUCCCGUUGCAUGGUAUUGCAAAUGAUGCUGGGGAGAUCACACUGAUACCAAUUUCCAUGAACACAACUCCAGAGUCCAGAGUUGAGAGUCCUGUGUCACUUACUGCUCAGUCAUUAAGUGGUGCUUCUCCAAAACAAACUCAUCUGACUAAAGCACAAGAAGUACAUCCAACCGGACUAAGCAGACCAAAGAGAACUGGGUCCUUAGCACUCUUUUAUAGAAAGGUCUAUCACUUGGCAAGUGUACGCUUACGUGAUUUAUGUUUAAAACUGGAUGUUUCAAAUGAGUUACGAAGGAAGAUAUGGACGUGUUUUGAAUUCACUUUAGUUCACUGCCCUGACCUAAUGAAAGACAGACAUUUGGAUCAGCUCCUUCUUUGUGCCUUUUACAUCAUGGCAAAGGUAACAAAAGAAGAAAGAACUUUUCAAGAAAUAAUGAAAAGUUAUAGGAAUCAGCCCCAAGCUAAUAGUCAUGUCUAUAGAAGUGUAUUGCUGAAAAGUAUUCCAAGAGAAGUUGUGGCUUACGAUAAAAAAGUAAAUGGUGAUUUUGAAAUGACAGAUUGUGAUUUGGAAGAUGGUACAAAAACACCUGAUUGUUCCAGUGCAGCAGCGAGAGAGGAAAGAGGCGAUCUUAUCAAAUUUUACAACACAGUGUAUGUAGGAAGAGUGAAGUCAUUUGCACUGAAAUAUGACUUGUCAAAUCAGGACCAUAUGGUGGAAGCUCCACCACUCUCUCCUUUUCCAUAUAUUAAGCAACAGCCAGGCUCACCGCGCCGGAUUUCCCAGCAGCACUCCAUCUACGUCUCCCCUCACAAGAAUGGGUCGGGCCUUACCCCGAGGACUGCCCUGCUGUAUAAGUUCAAUGGCAGCCCUUCUAAGAGUUUGAAAGAUAUCAACAACAUGAUAAGGCAAGGUGAACAGAGAACCAAGAAGCGGGCAAUAGCCAUUGAUAGUGAUGCAGAAUCACCUGCCAAACGCCUCUGUCAAGAAAAUGAUGAUGUUUUGCUUAAAAGACUACAGGAUGUUGUCAGUGAAAGAGCCAAUCAUUAGUGCCUUCCCUGUUUCUGUGGUUGAAGCACUUUCAGGUUGUUUUGCAGAAAGUUGGGGCUCUAUCCUUCAAAACAUUUAGCUCUAUGGAUGGUAAAUAUCACUGAGUUAAAAGAAAAACUGGAAGUGGGGAGGGGGAAAGAAAAAGAAAAUGAAAAACUGCAUGAAAAUUACAUGCUUUUUUAAAAACAUUCAUCCAAAAUGUAGUUGGCAGAGAUGCAUUUUGAGUUGGAUUGGAAAGGAAUGUUUUAAGUGCCUUUUAAACAUACUAGUAGUCCUAGAAUUUUUUAAAUGCUUGUUCCUUGGGUUAGUUUUUACGAUGAAAUAAGGGGAAACCUUGUAAUUUUUUAGCUUCCUUUUUAAAAUAAUCAAGUAUCACCUUCCAUGCCUUAUAAUAUAAGGGUUAAUAAUCUCUUUUUGGUAAGUGUGCUUUGAGAUAUUUGUGCUAUCAAUUUACUGUUAAGUAGGGGUUGGUUCCCAUAGCUGCUGGGCCAGAGGAUGACGCACCACCCUGUCUCCGACCCACUGUGGUAACUCUGCAUCCAGAUGCCGCCACCAUUCUGUGUUGCCCUGAUCCCUCUCCUGCCCCUUGUCUCCUUGUGCAUAAGCAGAUUUGAUCCUGAGCCCACACUCACUGCCCACUGCCCACACUCCCUGAUUUCCAGCCUUGGCCCUCUUAGCCUGGUGUCACAACCUAAUGAAAGGGGCACUUGCUCCUUUUUUAAACUACUGUCAUUUUGUUUUCUGAACCAUUAAUUUAACUAUACAUGACUACAUUACAUCACGUAAUUCUCAAAACAGGAAUCUGCUUCUCAAGCCAGUAAAAUAAAAUACAGAUAAGAGUUUUUAGAAACUAAAGUUUCUAUUCAGGAGGUAGCACCACGAUCAUGUAUGAAAUACGGUUUUUGAGGUCAUCAGAAGAUUAGUCAUUCUCAGUGUCUAAUUGAUUCCUAAGAAUAGUUGAACCUUUUUUUAAACUACAUUAACAUCCUUUCAUACCUUAUAAUCAUAAAUUGUAUCAGUGAAACAAUGUGUUAUUAUUUCUUCCUCUUUGUUCUCGGUAUUAUUGUUGCAUGGUGAGUUGCCCAUUAGGAUCUGAUCACUUAGGCCCCUUAAGGAUGUUUUCCAAGACUAGGCAGGGGAUACUGCUUUCCAAAGAAUCAGCUGUUCAACAUUCACUUUUUCUAGUGUGUUUUCAGAAUCUGGGUGGAUAUGGAUAAGCCGUUUGUAAUUUUUGAGAAAAUGUUAUCAAGUGUAUAUUUUUUUGACUGAAAUAUCUUAUUUUUUCAAAUGCAAAGUGCUUAACUUAAAUGAUGUCUAACCCUGGCUGCUUUGAAGUAGUCUAAUAUUUGCCUAUAAAUUAGUAAUUACUGUUGUCAGGAAUUUUAUUUUUAAAUUCUAAGAGAAGUGAUUUGGGUCACAUUUUACUUUUCUGAAAAUUACAUCCUCCUUUGUGUGUGUAGUAUCUACACAUCAUAAGCCAAAUAACAUCAUGUGUGUCUUGAACCCUGUAUAUGUAUUUUUCUUUUUCUUGUAUAUAUUUUUAUGUAACUAUAACUAUUGUGUCAUUUUCAUCUUCAUUAUUAAUGUGCAGAAUAUAAGUGACCAUUGUACAUUGACUAUGUAAGAAACUCUGAACAUGUUUAAUCAGUUUUCAAGAUGAUAUUAAUGUACAUAAAAUUAUUAAUAAAACA
This is a messenger RNA of Artibeus jamaicensis (Jamaican fruit-eating bat), 5155 nucleotides long. RefSeq names its product RB transcriptional corepressor like 1 (gene RBL1). Gene Ontology annotation, cellular component: transcription regulator complex; chromatin; nucleus. Gene Ontology annotation, biological process: negative regulation of G1/S transition of mitotic cell cycle; regulation of transcription by RNA polymerase II; cell differentiation. The transcript is spliced from 22 exons. Gene Ontology annotation, molecular function: RNA polymerase II transcription regulatory region sequence-specific DNA binding. The record is from RefSeq and is a predicted model, not a curated record. Lineage: Eukaryota; Metazoa; Chordata; Mammalia; Chiroptera; Phyllostomidae. The coding region runs from base 261 to 3464 and encodes 1067 amino acids.